UGCGGUCUCUGCAUGGCUGUGGGCUUUCUGCAAUGGCGGGAAGGCGGGCGGGCUUGUGUCAGGUUUUACCUCGCUCAAAAUUGGUGCGUUUGUCCGAGGGAGCAACCUGGGCGCGUCUGCUUUUCCGUGUCUUGUGUCUUAAAGUACAACAGCCAGAUUGGGCGAAAAGUUUCUCAUACCUCAGACCUGGCGGGUAACAAGGCCUGGUCCCCGCGCUUUUAGGGUUCAGGAUGCUGGACAGUCGCCUGAUUAGUGAGGAUUUCGGCCUCAGACUAGUGACAAAAUGAGUUCCUGACUAGAUAAAGUGGUUCUUCCCGAACUUUCUCGCGAAGUAAACCAAGAUUUCAUUUGCAGUAUGGAAAGCCCAUCAGGCUCGGCUGUGAUUUUACCUAGCACUCCACAGGCCUGUGCGAAUCCUCCAACUCCCCAUAUAAAUUGUUCUCGGAAAGCGCCCAUGAGUGCAACACUUAAAGAAAGAUUAAGGAAAACAAGAUUUUCAUUUAAUUCCUGUUGCAGGGUAGUAAAACGUCUUAAAAUAGAGGAUGAAGAAAAUGAUAAGACCUUUUCAGAGAAACCAGCAUCUUCAACAGAAGAAAACUGCUUAGAAUUUCAAGAAAGUUUUAAACAUAUAGAUAGUGAAUCUGAAGAAAAUACAUACUUGAAAAAUACUCUCAAAAAUGUCAGUGCAUGUGAAUCUAAUUCACUUGAUAGUAUGUCAUACAGUGCUCUUCAAAAUGAUUCUGUGAAUGAGAAUCCUGAACAAGGGUUAAAGGAAGAAAGAGCAGAAUUGUUGAAGCAGGUGCAGGAGAAGGAAGAACUACUUCGGAGGCUAAAACUAGUCAAAAUGUAUAGAUCAAAGAAUGACCUUUCACAGUUACAGCUGUUGAUAAAGAAGUGGAGAAGUUGUAGCCAGCUGUUGCUUUAUGAGUUGCAAUCAGCUAUGUCUGAAGAAAACAAAAAACUAAGCCUUACUCAGUUGAUAGACCACUAUGGGUUAGAUGAUAAAUUGUUACGCUAUAACAGAAGUGAAGAGGAGUUUAUAGAUGUUUAAUUACUUUUUUUUUUUUUCUUUUUUUCAGUACUGGGAGAUCAAACCUAGGCCCUCAGGUGCACUCUUAACCAUUGAGCCAUACCCCUGGCUCCUUUUCAGUAAAUCUUUGAGAAUGACAACUUAAUGAAAAGACACUUAAGACAUUUUAAGGGGAAGAUGUUGGCGAUUAGGGUAGUGGUGGUGAGCCUAUGGCAUGUGUGCCAUAGAGGGCUGUUUGUAUCCUUCCAAGCUCUAAAAGGUUUGCCAUCUCAGCAUUGGGUGUCUUGACCAUCAAUUUAGGGUACUCUAAGACAUAAAUUCAGUCCUAAAAUGAAAUACAGUAUUUUGAAUGGAUUUAACAGAGAAUUUGACAUUUUAAAGAAAUGUUAAAA
Messenger RNA from Fukomys damarensis (Damara mole-rat), 1422 nucleotides. RefSeq names its product SWI5 dependent homologous recombination repair protein 1 (gene Sfr1). Gene Ontology annotation, biological process: positive regulation of DNA-templated transcription; double-strand break repair via homologous recombination. The record is from RefSeq and is a predicted model, not a curated record. The coding region runs from base 356 to 1051 and encodes 231 amino acids. The transcript is spliced from 4 exons. Lineage: Eukaryota; Metazoa; Chordata; Mammalia; Rodentia; Bathyergidae. Gene Ontology annotation, cellular component: Swi5-Sfr1 complex.